Messenger RNA from Armigeres subalbatus, 642 nucleotides. RefSeq lists its product as uncharacterized. The transcript has a single exon. The coding region runs from base 1 to 642 and encodes 213 amino acids. The record is from RefSeq and is a predicted model, not a curated record. Lineage: Eukaryota; Metazoa; Arthropoda; Insecta; Diptera; Culicidae.
AUGGAUUUCCUUGUACUACCCAAGGUCACCGUAGAUCUACCCACAACCACCGUCAAUACGGAAGGGUGGAUUUUACCAGAUGGAAUCCAAUUGGCUGAUCCGACAUUCUUCCAGUUCAAGGAAGUCGACGUUGUCCUGGGCAUCGAAGCUUUCUUCGAGUACGUCGAAACUGGUCGAAGAAUUUCGAUUGGAACCGAUUUACCAAACCUGACUGAAUCGGUAUUCGGUUGGCUAGUUUGUCGUGGAUUAUCGUCUAUAAAACACGUUGAAAUUGGCUGUCAUUUCUCAGCAACAUCCCAGCUCGAAAAGUUACUUGAGGUGGAAUUCCCAAAUUCCCAUUCCCCAGAAGAGCAACAGUGUGAAAGUUUGUUUCAAAGCAAGGUUCGAAGAGGUCCAGACGGGCGGUACACUGUUCCUCUGCUCAAAAAUGAAGACGUCCUUUCUAAACUGGGCGAUUCGCGGGCCAUCGCAUUCCGAUGGCGUCUAGGAACGGAGCGUAGGCUGGCAAAAGAUGCCAACUUGCGGAAUCAAUAUGUCUCGUUCAUGGACGAAUACGCACGGCUCGGGCACAUGCGGAAGGUUGAAGAUCCUACCAAGGACAUCAUCCUGUGGUCAAGGAGGCCAGUACCACCACCAAAGUGA